Messenger RNA from Venustampulla echinocandica, 783 nucleotides. RefSeq lists its product as uncharacterized. The record is from RefSeq and is a predicted model, not a curated record. Gene Ontology annotation, biological process: positive regulation of transcription by RNA polymerase I; positive regulation of DNA-templated transcription, elongation. Lineage: Eukaryota; Fungi; Ascomycota; Leotiomycetes; Helotiales; Pleuroascaceae. The transcript is spliced from 3 exons. Gene Ontology annotation, cellular component: CTDK-1 complex. The coding region runs from base 1 to 783 and encodes 260 amino acids.
AUGGAUCCCUUCGAGGUGCGCAUUCGCUUUACGCAGCACUUGCAGCACUUGAAUGCAAGUGUUACGAGCUCGAAUAAGGCGGCACAAUAUGCGUUGAAAUACAGGGACAUGGAUGAGGACUUACACAGUUGUAUUUUGGAGCAGUUGGAGCGCAAUAAUAUGAACAAUAGGGCCAAUAUAAUGUACUUCAUUGAGCAGCUCUGCGAUAUGGCGGCGAAAGAGAACCAUUACGAUUAUGUGCGCAUGAUGCAGAGAGAUAUCCUGCGCGUUGUUGAUGCUGUUGCGCCGGAAGAUGGAUCUGGAGCUGCCAAUGUAAAAGUGGUUCGAAAGGUUCUUCAGGGCCUUCAGCAAAAGUCGUUCUUACUCGCCCAGACCGUCUCCGAGAUCGAAGAAUGCCUCAAGGAGCGCGACACGGCUCCGGAUACCGUUGGCCUCUCAUCCCCUCUUGACCCAGACACCGAAAUGGGCGGCACCGCCCUUUCUAUUCACGCCACUCCCAAGUCUGCUAGGAUCAACGGUGCCUAUCCCCGCUUAGACAAGAAGCAGAUUGAGCAGAGAAUCGAGGAGGACAGAGAGCGACAUAAGCGGUUGAGGGAAAAUAUCUGGGCAGUUCCGCAAGGAGGGGUCGAUGACCGAGAAUUCCAGAAGAUGUGGGACGAGACGAGUGAGGUUGGUGAGGACGACUUUCUCCUCUAUGAGGAGGAGGCGGCGGAGAGGGAUGAGGCGGCUAAGGACUGGGAGGAAGAGUACAAAAAUCGAGUGACGGCAAAUGAGGCUCCGUGA